CAGCGCAAGCCGCCAGUCGCUCUCCGAUUGUCGUCGCGCAAGCACACGAAAUAGACAGCAAAUCCCUAGAAAAAAAUAGUGCCCAUCGGAGACCGGAACCGAUUGGCAAAUUCCUACGCGGCCGAAAGCUAUCAAGGAUUUGAUCGCAGUGUGAUAAGACCAAGUGCCGCCAAGGAUAGAGGGACACACACAAAGAGAGAGCGAACCCACAACUCGAAUUCACAACUUGAAUCUUCGGCAACAGGGGGCUAUCCGUACUAUUCUUGAUCGAGCCUAGGAUUUUUGCACCACCGAAGCAGAAUGCAUCGCGCAAGGACAGCUCUCCAGCUUAUGGGCCAUCCGGCUGGCCAGCAGAGCUUCGGAUCCUGGUUGAUUCGGAAUCCGUCGUCGAAGCUCACCGGUGAACUGGUGGCAGCUUCUUCAGUCAAACUGUACAACUCUGCGGCCGCCGAACCUUUCCUCAAUGGCUCGUCGUCCAACUACAUCGACGAUAUGUACAAUGCCUGGCUAAGGGAUCCAGCUUCAGUGCAUGCGUCCUGGGAUGCGUACUUCCGCAACAAUUCGUACGAAGCGCCACCAUCGCUGGCCCCGAUCCCGCGAAAUCACGUUCCCGCAUCUCAAUACCUUGGCAGUGCAGUGCCGGCCCUGGCGAGCGGCAGUUCUGCCGUCGGUACACGCAUCGAUGACAAACUUAUCGAUGACCAUCUGGCGGUGCAGGCCAUUAUCAGAAGUUACCAGAUUCGGGGUCAUAACAUUUCAAAACUAGACCCGCUCGGCAUUAGUAACGUGGACCUAGACGAUAGAAUUCCAACGGAAUUACUGUACUCGUCCUACCGUUUCGAUAAGCGGAUGCUAAUGGGCUUAAGUGAAGAAGAUUAUAAGACUGUGUUGACAAUGAUACAAAAGGAAGCCGACAUGGAUCGUGUCUUUAAGCUUCCCAGCACCACCUUCAUCGGUGGCAAGGAAAAGUUCCUACCGCUGCGUGAAAUCCUGAGCCGACUGGAACGUGCCUAUUGCAACAAGAUCGGAGUUGAAUUCAUGUUCAUCAACUCGCUGGAACAGUGCAACUGGAUCCGCGAGCGCUUCGAAACGCCCAACAUCAUGAACUACACGAGCGAAGAGAAGCGGCUUCUGUUGGCCCGUCUGACACGUGCCACCGGAUUCGAGGCCUUCCUGGCCAAGAAGUUCUCGUCGGAGAAGCGUUUCGGUCUCGAGGGGUGCGAAAUUAUGAUCCCGGCCAUGAAGGAGGUCAUCGACGUUUCCACUCGGUUGGGCGUGGAGUCGAUCAUCAUGGGCAUGCCGCAUCGUGGCCGCUUGAACGUGCUGGCCAACGUGUGCCGCAAGCCGUUGAACCAGAUCUUCACCCAGUUUGCCGGUCUGGAGGCCGCUGAUGAUGGCUCCGGUGAUGUCAAGUACCAUUUGGGUACGUACAUCGAGCGUCUGAACCGCGUUACGAACAAGAACAUCCGGCUGGCCGUUGUGGCCAACCCGUCCCAUCUGGAGGCCGUCGAUCCGGUCGUCCAGGGCAAGACCCGUGCCGAACAGUUCUACCGCGGUGACGGCGAGGGUAAGAAGGUUAUGUCCAUCCUGCUGCACGGUGACGCCGCCUUCUCCGGCCAGGGUGUCGUGUACGAAACGAUGCAUUUGUCCGAUCUGCCGGACUACACUACCCACGGUACGGUUCACAUUGUCGUGAACAACCAGAUCGGUUUCACCACCGAUCCACGUCACUCACGUUCCUCACCAUACUGUACGGACGUGGCUCGCGUCGUGAAUGCUCCGAUUUUCCACGUCAACUCGGAUGAUCCGGAGGCUGUGAUGCACGUGUGCCGAGUGGCUGCUGAAUGGCGUGCCACCUUCCACAAGGACGUCAUUAUCGAUCUGGUCAGCUACCGUCGCAAUGGUCACAACGAAAUUGACGAGCCCAUGUUCACGCAACCUCUGAUGUACAAAAAGAUUCGCGGUAUCAAGCCGGUCUUGGAUAUCUACGCCAAUCAGCUGAUUGCCGAGGGAUGCGUGACGGCCGAUGAGGUCAAGAGCGUCAAGGAUAAGUAUGAGAAGAUCUGUGAUGAAGCUAUGGAGCAGGCCAAGGUCGAAACCCACAUCAAGUACAAGGACUGGCUUGAUUCCCCCUGGUCUGGAUUCUUCGAAGGCAAGGACCCUCUGAAGGUUGCCCCGACUGGAGUUAUCGAGGAGACCUUGGUGCACAUUGGCAACCGUUUCUCGUCUCCACCUCCCAACGCUGCUGAAUUCGCCAUCCACAAGGGUCUGAUGCGUGUGCUGGCCGCUCGCAAGGAAAUGGUCGAUAACAAGUCUGUUGACUGGGCUCUGGGUGAAGCUAUGGCCUUUGGAUCACUGCUGAAGGAAGGUAUUCACGUGCGUCUCUCCGGACAGGACGUCGAACGUGGUACCUUCUCGCAUCGUCAUCAUGUCCUGCACCAUCAAACUGUCGACAAGGCUACCUACCGACCAUUGUGCCAUCUGUAUCCCGAUCAGGCCCCCUACACCGUGUGCAAUAGUUCCCUUUCCGAAUUCGGAGUCCUCGGCUUCGAGCUUGGCUAUUCAAUGACCAACCCGAACGCCCUGGUCAUCUGGGAGGCCCAAUUCGGUGACUUUAACAACACCGCCCAGUGUAUUAUCGAUCAGUUCAUCUCGUCCGGUCAGUCCAAGUGGGUCCGCCAGAGUGGGCUGGUGAUGCUCUUACCUCACGGUAUGGAAGGUAUGGGCCCUGAGCAUUCGUCCGCCCGCGCCGAACGAUUCCUGCAGAUGUGCUCCGACGAUCCGGACUACUUCCCGCCAGAGUCGGAGGAAUUCGCCAUCCGACAGCUGCACGACAUCAACUGGAUCGUGGCCAACUGCUCGACGCCGGCCAACUACUUCCACAUCAUGCGCCGACAGAUCGCCCUGCCGUUCCGCAAACCGUUGGUGCUGCUGACGCCCAAGUCGCUGCUGCGUCACCCGGAGGCCCGAAGCUCGUUCAGCGAGAUGACCGACGGAACCGAAUUCCAAAGAAUCAUCCCAGAUGCCUCCGCUGCUUCUGAGAACCCAUCUUCGGUGAAGAAACUGAUCUUCUGCUCCGGAAGGGUAUACUACGAUCUCGUCAAGGCACGCCGAGAACGCAAACUCGACAGCGAUAUCGCCAUCAGCAGAUUGGAACAGAUCUCUCCCUUCCCGUACGAUCUGAUCAAGGCCGAGUGUGCCAAAUACCCGAACGCGGAGCUGGUGUGGGCCCAGGAGGAACACAAGAACCAGGGCUACUGGACGUACAUUGAGCCCCGCUUCGACACCGCAAUCAACUCGACCCGCGACCUCAGUGUGCAAGACAAGCUUGUGCUGCAGAAAACCGCCCAAGGAUUCAAUAUUUCCGAAGGAACCUUCAAUGCGCCAACCGACGGUACAAGAGGUCGCAAGGUGAAAAUCUCAUCGAAACCACUUAGCUACGUUGGACGCCCUUGUUCUGCAUCGACCGCCACUGGCUCCAAGGCGCAGCACACUAAGGAACUGAAGAAUUUGCUGGACAACGCGAUGGCCUUGUAAAAAAACCUACACACAGCACGAAUAUGCGAAAUUCUCUACCACCCCCCGUCCCCAUUGGGAGCACCAUCCAAUGGGCUAUAAAUAGUAUCCGAAACACAACACACAGUUUAAAAAACUACACUUUCUACUAGUGCUACGUUAAAAGAUGAACUACAGCAACAACAUAGAAAACUCACAUACAAACACUUUUUCGAAAGAGAAAAAUUAUUGCUAGAACAAAUGCUACUAUCACAUUUUGAUCGAACUCUGCUAUUUAGGCGAUAGGUAUUUAUUCGUAACCUGAAAACAGAAAUCAGUAAUACCUAUACGAAAUAAGUAGGGACUCAAGUUUGAUUUGUAAAGUUACAAGAAGGACUAUUUAUUUAUUGAAGUGUUUGCGCGGGAAGUAAUCGAACUUGUUUUAUUUUUUUUCCUUUGUCACAUGAAUGGAGCUAAGCUACGCAAUCGCAAAGUGUAAAAUAAAAGUAUUUAUCGUUAGGAAAGUUAGCGUUUAGUAGAGGAAAGAAGACACUGUUAGCUGUGUCGAAUAUUAUUUUAGAAAUUGAAACUGGUAGACACGGCAUGAAACACACAUAGAGAGGCCGUCGUACGUGCAUGUAUGAGAGGAAUUCAUAUAUAUCUUUGUAUAUGUGUGUUACCGAGGUUAGCGGGCUGAUUGUACGUCCCGGACGUUGUCCUUGAAUGGUUUUGUUCGAGGGGCUCUAGCGGGGGCCAACUGAUAUGCGAAAGAUUCACUUUUUGAUAAUGGAAAUAAAACGGCAAAGCGCUUGAUAUUAUUCUGAAGUCUUGGAAUCUAAAUAA
Molecule: messenger RNA, 4338 nt
Organism: Aedes albopictus (Asian tiger mosquito)
Lineage: Eukaryota; Metazoa; Arthropoda; Insecta; Diptera; Culicidae
Product: 2-oxoglutarate dehydrogenase complex component E1
Exons: 12
Coding region: 301-3537 (1078 amino acids)
Biological process (GO): tricarboxylic acid cycle
Cellular component (GO): oxoglutarate dehydrogenase complex; mitochondrion
Molecular function (GO): thiamine pyrophosphate binding; oxoglutarate dehydrogenase (succinyl-transferring) activity
Source: RefSeq, a predicted model, not a curated record